Odocoileus virginianus texanus is the source of this 1304-nucleotide messenger RNA. RefSeq names its product C2 calcium-dependent domain-containing protein 4A. The record is from RefSeq and is a predicted model, not a curated record. NCBI's taxonomy places the organism in Eukaryota, Metazoa, Chordata, Mammalia, Artiodactyla, Cervidae.
CCGGCCGGCGCCUCCAGGGGUUGGACUCCUGACCAGCUGGGCGGGACUCAGGCUGCAAUAUAAGGGGGAGCGCCCCUGUCCCGGCUACAGUGCUGAAGCUGGAGCGUCAGCAGGCACCAGAAGGCAACUUGAAACUCACGAACCAGAGGAACUGAAAAAGACGCAGCAGGAGCGCUUCUUCCCGCCACUCCCAGCCCCAGCCUCGGAGGAUGGGGCUCCUCGGGAAACUCCGCGCCUCGGCGGCGGGCAGCGCGCCUCUGGAGCCUGCCUUCUCCAAUGUGCUCACCCCGAACCGCAUCCCCGAGUUCUUCAUCCCGCCGCGGCUGCCCACCCCCUAUGCUCCCGAGUCCUCGCCCUCGGCCGCCGCGCUGCCCCGGAGGUGCGCUGCUGAGCCGGACCUUUGGCUUCGAGGAGCCGACGACGGCGCGGGGCGCACGGACUGGGACCCGCGCUCGCAGGCCGCACUCUCACUGCCGCACCUGCCCCGGGCGCGCACCGCCUACGGCUUCUGCGCGCUGCUCGAGAGCCCGCACACCCGCCGCAAGGAGUCGCUCUUCCUCGGGGGCCCGGGCGCCGCCGCGCUCCCGCCCGCGCCCCGUCCCCGGGCCCACACCUACGGGGGCGGCGGUGGAGACCACCCCAUGGCGCCCGGGGCGAGAGCGCCCAUUGCGACCCCCAAAGCCCACGGUAGCCCCAGCCCAUCCCUGGACACGCUCGCCCCGCCGCCCCGCUGCCGCCGCCUCCUACGCGCCCCGGAGGGGCUGCUGCGCCGAGCAUUGCGGGCCGGGAGGAGCCGAGGCCUGACCCGCGCCCGCUCCGUCUCCAGCGGGGACGGGGAAGAUGAUGACGAGGACGAACGCCGCUCCAGCUCCGAGUCCCCGACGCGGGUCCCCAUCCCAUCCCUUUCGUCGCAUCGCGACCCGCGUCCCGAGCGCCUGGAGGCCGAGGGCACCGUAACUCUGGGCCGCGCCGGGGGCGCCCUGCGCCUGGCCGCUGAGUACAGUAGGGCCAGCGGGCGCCUCCGCGUCCGGUUGCUCCGUGCCGAGGGCCCGACUGGAGGAGCAGCCGAGCCCCGCGCCCCUGUAGGCUGCAGAGUCAGCUUCGUCCUGAAGCCGCGGGGCGCCGUGGUCCGGCGGAGUCGCAGGGCCGUCUUGGAGCAGGACUUGUGCUUGGACGGGCUCUCGGAGGACGAGGUGCGCCGCCUGGCCGUGCGCGUCAAGGCCGAGAACCGGGGCCGCGGACUGGAGCGGGGCCGCCUGCUGGGCCAGGGCGAGCUGCUGCUGGGCCCCCUCCUGCUCCUCUGA